AUGUUAUCAAUGUUUGCUUCAGUAGAUCAACAAGAAGAGCCCAGCUUUUGAAAUAGCUUAGAAAAGCCAAGCAACCCUACUAAAUCAAGUGUUCAUAUUAAAGGUACUUUAAUUGAACUUACAUCAACAGAGAAACUUAAAGAGAGAUUUUUCUGUCUGUCUCAAUUUUCAUUACUCAGGUCAAAAAAUGAGAGCUCGCCCUUCAAAAAGUCUUCAUCUUUGAAAUGGAAAAUUAUUGAGCCUUUCGUAGAAGAGGGUAAUAGCGAGCAAAAAUAUGGUUUUCGAAUCAGUCAAGGAGACAUCUGCAGACACUUUUACACAAAGUCUUCAGAAGAACUUGACCAGUGGCUUAUUCAUUUAUCCAAAAUUGGUAUAAUGACUGACAUUAAAAAUGACUAUACUUUUAAAAAAGUUCUGGGGACUGGAAGUUUCGCACAUGUGUAUUUAGCUGUUGACGUCGAGAAUAGCCAAGAAUAUGCCAUAAAAUCAAUUCAAAAGGCUUUGAUUCAAUCCAAAAGCAAUUUUAUGGCCUUGGUGAACGAAAUAGAUAUAUUAAGAAAUCUCAAUCAUCCGGCUAUUACCAAGCUGCACAAAGUUUAUGAAAGCCCACAUCAUAUUCAUUUGGUUCUUGAUUAUGCACCAGGCGGUGACUUGCUCCACAGGAUUUUAAAUAAAGGUCCUUUUUCGGAAGAAAAGGCAGCUAAAUUAAUAAAAAACAUUUUAAAAGUUUUGGAGUACUUGGAUUCCAAAAACAUAGCACAUAGAGAUAUCAAGCUAGAAAACAUUCUAAUGAUGUCAGAUGACAACGACAAUAAAAUCAAGAUAACUGAUUUUGGGCUUGCAAGCCUCACAAAUAUUGAACUAACCCAAAAUUGUGGGUCGCCUGGAUAUGUAGCCCCAGAAAUCUUAAAAAAGAAGCCUUAUGGCUCAAAAGUUGACGUUUUUAGUGUUGGAGUUGUUUUAUAUAUAAUUUUGUCAGGCCGAGCUCCUUUUGCUGGGAAAAAUCCUAGGGAAACUUUAAUUAAAAACCGAGACUGCACAAUAUUAUUUUACGAUGAAUAUUGGAAAAAUAUAUCAAGACAAGCAAUUAAUGCAGUAUUAUAUUUAACAAGAUCUCAACCAAAAAUUAGGCCAACUGCAAAAGAAGCUCUUGAGCAUGAGUGGUUUUUAAAACAUUGUGAAGAUGUAAAAAUCUCUCUUCGUAAAACUUCAUCUGCAGCGAAUAUUUUUAAUGCUGCCUCUGCUUCACCGAAGCCUACACAAGUGGUUCUCCAAGAAAUGUCAAGGCAAAGACGAUCCAGCUGCUUAGCUAAUGGUGGAAGAGGUGAAAGCCAAGUUGAUUUUACAACAAGGCGUAUGAGCUGCUUUCUCAAUAAUACAAAAGGCGAUAACCCAACUGAAUUUUCAACAAGAAAUAUCCCAGCACACAAUCAUAUAUAUAUAAAAAAUGCAGUAGAAAUCCCGACGGAUGAGAAAAAAGAUACCAAAAAAAUUUAA
Messenger RNA from Blepharisma stoltei, 1497 nucleotides. Lineage: Eukaryota; Ciliophora; Heterotrichea; Heterotrichida; Blepharismidae. The record is from the annotation of a GenBank genome assembly.